UUAGCUUAUUUUCGAGGAACAUUAUAAAAAGAACACACAAGUCUAGAGCAAUUUGGUUAAGCACACGUCCGCGCAUUAGAUUCUAUAGGAUUUUUGUUUGUGGAAAAUUCUGUAUUUGCGUGAGCAUUGAACUAUAUGUCGUUUAAUUUGUAAUUGCGCCGCACUCGGUAGCAAUGUCAACUGCGCUGGCAGCGGCGGCAAGUGCAACCAGCACGUCCACAACACAACCGCCAGCACCGAUCGCAACAGCAGUAGCAGUAGCAGCAGCAGCAGCAGCAGUAGCAACGACCCCAACAAAAACGGCCACCAUGUUGCUGGAGCCCAUGCCGCAGUUUGUGGAGCAAUCCUACACUGGAAACAAUGAGACGAGCGCAAGUCAGCAGCAGCAGCACCACCACCUAGAAGAAGAUGAGGAAGAGUUGCGGUCAGAGCAGCAGGCGUUGAAUGUGUAUACUGACUCGGAAAAUAACUCGGAGUUUCAAUCGGAUUAUCUAGAUCCAAACGAGUUUCCGCUGCCUGGCGAGAGCAGGAGAAGGAAGAAACUGCUCCCGAAAACAAUCACGCAUGUGUUGCCGCGACCGCCCGGCGGCUACAAGUACUCGAUGGGCUUCCUUUAUGGCAUUGGUAACCAUAUGGCUGGCGUUACUCUCGAUAUACCCACGCCCACAUCCAUAACGCCGCGUACGCUGCGCACAUCGCCACCGCCGCCCCUGCCCCCUGUCUUGCCGCUGAUGCCACGUUCGGGAAACGCAUCACCAAGCACGGCUUUUGGCGCUGCAACAGUUGCCGCCGCAGCAGCUGCUGCAGCGGCGGCUCCAGCGGCAUCCGCUGCUAUCAAUGCAAAUCUCUCGACUCAGCCGCAGCAAUUCUUGUGCCCUGGGUAUACGGGUCCGCAACGACAUUUGUGGCAUGCGGAAAAUGCCGUGUGGCAAUUCGAUCGCAGUUAUCCGUACAAUCAGGUCUUUGGCUCACAAUAUGGCAUACCAAUGAUGCCGCUGGGCUUCGAUCAUCAUUCGCAUGGCGCACAGCGUUUCAUGUUUCCCAAUUACAACUAUAAUAAUCCAACAGCAGCAAUGUCACGUGGCGGCAAUUAUCGUCGUGGCACAUCAAAUCAGGUAACUGCCGCCGAGCAGCAACAGACACAACAGCAAUCGGCUAAUGCCGAGCAGGUUGUUGCCCCACAGGAUGGUUAUACAAAUAUUGGCCACAACUAUGGUCAAGCUGAUCGCUUCAAUCGUCAACGCGAGCGCUUUGGCCCGGGACGACAUGCUCACAAUCCGAUGUCCUUUGCCCGCGAAUCGAAGACAUUCUACAAUAGCAAUAGUAAUGGGACAUCGGGUGCUCCGGGCACACGCAUUCGUCAUCCUUUUGAUCCACGCACAGGUUUGCAGCCGGUCAGCAAUAAUAACAUGAGCCGACGCGGUGGCCAUCAGAACAACAACCCUAACAACAACCACAACGGUUUUCAAUCGGGCAGACAGCCAAAAAGUUCGAGGAGUCAACAACUGUUAGCAGCGCGUAGUUCACAUUCAUCGUAUUCGGUGUCACCGUCGUCCUCCAAAACGAAAUUCGAGCAGCGGGCGGAGACCAGCUCCGGAGUCUCUCUCCCCACCACCGACAAUCAUCAGCCGCGCAGUUAUCGCAAUCGAGCCCGCUAUAUGAAUCUGAAUGCACAGCAACGUGGUCAGCAACUGGCAUCAUUUGAUAAUCGCAUGCCAAGAUUUGCCAAUCCGAUACAGCAAGCGCACUCCUAUAAUUUUACACAAUUGGAUAAUGCUGUUGGCUAUUCCCUGCACUAUGUAGAGGCUGGACAGCUUGCUGCGCUUCAGGAACAGGAUGUACAGGGCAUAUCAGCCACAAGCAGCGGCACCUCUGACGGAGAAUAUGCUGGAAAUCCGAUUAAUGCCGAACUCUUAUCGGAUGCAGAUGCACAAAGCAAUAGUUUACCGAAUCGCGGUGGCGAUUGCGAUACACAAUCCUUUGAAAGUUUUCCCACUUCGUCCAGUGAUAGCACGGAGAGUGAGCAGAGCGAUGCUUCGCUGAAAUCCAUGGUCCGCAAGAUAACAAUGAGCUGUUUGGCGCUGGCCACAAGUGCCCAAAUGCCGAAACUGAAGGGACCCAAUCUCAUACCCUUCGGGGACAUGCGUCAUCUGCGUGAGUCUGAGUGCAUGGGACCCCAGAGGAUACGGAAUGGAUUCAAGUGCUCAUCGCACUGCUGUGGCGAUAUGCUCGUCGAGCCGAAGUCACAACCCUUGCACAGCAGCGAUGGCGUCGAUAAUAAUUCCUUAGAGUCAUUAGCCUUAUCCUGCUCACCCUCCGCUCAUUCUAGCAAUACGGUUCUCGCUAACUCUAAUCAGGUACACAUUGAUAAGGAUGAAGCGUCUGUGGAGGAUCAGCCGCUGACCAUGCAGAAUCGCUACUGGCACGAGUUCUUUGGCUAUACGCCAGCGGAUCGAUUUCUCACGCGUUGCAAACACGUCGAGAUGAAGCGUCCGCCCUGCUCCGAGUCUAUUCGCCACAAAUGGGACUCACUCACGCUGAACAUUUGGCAAAAGUUUCGCGAGGCGCAACAAACGCGUACCAUAUUCAAGACCAAGAUGCGUCUCUGGCGCUUCAUAUACAAGGUGACCAUGGCCGUUUAUCCGCGCUAUGGUGUCUAUUUGGUAGGCUCAUCGAUUUCAUUUUUUGGUUGUAAGUGCUCCGACAUGGAUAUUUGCAUGCUGGCCUGUACCAAUGCCAACAUGGAUACACGCACGGAAGCCAUUUACCACUUGCAACUGAUGCGCGAAAUGUUGAAUGCCACCGAACAGUUUCAGGACUUCAAUCUGAUUGAGGCACGUGUGCCCAUUUUACGAUUCAUGGAUCGGCGUCAUAACGUCGAGGUGGACAUUAAUUUUAACAACUCGGUGGGCAUACGGAAUACUCAUCUGCUGUACUGUUAUUCGCAGCUGGAGUGGCGCCUCCGUCCCAUUGCGCUGACCAUUAAGCAGUGGGCGCAGCAUCAUAAUAUUAAUAAUGCCAAGAACAUGACCAUAUCCAGCUACUCCUUGAUGCUGAUGGUUAUACACUUUCUGCAAGCUGGCGUUAAUCCACCGGUGUUGCCCUGCCUGCACAAAAUGUACCCGGAGAAGUUUUGCAUAUUGCAACCCAAUGAUUUUGGUUAUGUGGACAUGAAUGAGAUUAUGCCACCAUACAAAUCGGAAAAUCGUCAGUCGCUUGGUGAGCUGCUGCUCGGAUUUCUGCAGUAUUACAGCAUCUUUGAUUACGGCAAGUUUGCGAUUUCAAUUAGGAUUGGCGGAAUGCUGCCCGUGGAGUCGUGCCGCGCCGCAAAGGCGGUCAAGAAUGAUGUUCACCAGUGGAAUCAGCUGUGCAUUGAGGAGCCUUUCGAUCUCACAAACACGGCUCGAUCAGUUUACGAUGCGGAAAUUUUCAAGCGCAUUCGUGCCAUCUUUCUGACCUCGUACAAUCUACUGGAGUCCACGCACAAUCUCAUCUCCAUAUUCGAUGGCUACGAGGGACCCGUUAUAAAACACCCGGAUGAUUCCGAUAACGAUUCGGUUCAUAAGUUAAGAGGUAACGCAUCAUCCAUGUCGAACAGUGUACAGACAUCGCCCAGGCAAAUGAUGGAGAUGACAUCCGCAGCACUGUGGAAUGAUAUUCGACGCAAUGUGGAGCCUACCGUUAUGGAGGAGCCAGUGCAACUGCAUGGUGAUAAGGAUGCCAAGCAGAAUGCAAAUGCCAGCAAAUAGACAGAUUUGCAAUCAUUUUUAAAGCACAAAAAAAAGUAACAAAUGUAAAAAUCCCCACCAGCUUUAAACCUAAGCAGCUGAUGUUAGUCUCUUACUCCCGAUUAGGUAGUGUAUCACAUUUAAAUGAUAGCAGUUAGACAUUUAAAUUUUACGUUGGACACUUGCCCUUUCGAUUCCUAACAUUUCUGACAUUCCGUCCCAAGUGAUUUAAUUCAGGAGAAGCGAAUUAGUCCUUAGCAAAUGUGGUUGCAAAAAAAUAAAUCACUUAAGCAUGUUUCCCACAAUACAAUUUAAAAAAA
This is a messenger RNA of Drosophila grimshawi, 4048 nucleotides long. RefSeq names its product poly(A) RNA polymerase gld-2 homolog A (gene Gld2). The transcript is spliced from 4 exons. Gene Ontology annotation, molecular function: poly(A) RNA polymerase activity. Lineage: Eukaryota; Metazoa; Arthropoda; Insecta; Diptera; Drosophilidae. Gene Ontology annotation, cellular component: cytosol. Bases 174 to 3749 code for a protein of 1191 amino acids. The record is from RefSeq and is a predicted model, not a curated record.